Porites lobata is the source of this 9044-nucleotide messenger RNA. The record is from the annotation of a GenBank genome assembly. NCBI's taxonomy places the organism in Eukaryota, Metazoa, Cnidaria, Anthozoa, Scleractinia, Poritidae.
AUGGAUUUCUCCGCAGAACGGACGCAAUCAGCGAAAGAUAAGAUAGAGUUAAGGAACAUCACGUUCACCGCAGGAAUGGACAGCCACCGUCGCACAAGCUGUGCUGUACAGCCGGGCAAUCCUACAACUAACUCUGCCGUGGAGAAGGCGGGCAUGAGUCGUAAGAGAAGUACGGGUCAAAAGCCUUGUAACAACGGACUAGAGAAGUUCGACCAGACAAUACAAUCUUUUAAGGACACGGAUACAGCGAAAAAGUAUUACAAGCGGAAAACGAAGAUGCUGUCUAGCGCGGCAGUAGUGAUGGGUAUUCUUGCAGUUGCUCUGGCUCUUUUAGACAUUGAACUUACGAUCCGAGGCACAGACACGGCCCAGGAUCUGUCACCAAUGGAUUUGUCUGUGAUUUUGAAUAAUCCCUUUCGACUUUCAGCUGCGGUCGUCAAGUCCUCGCUAAGUGUGUUAUCGCUCCUGACCUCCAUAACUAUUUAUCGCAUGAACGUGAACGAGCUUAGAUACUUAGUCGUCAGGAACAUCUACCUCAGGUCAGAGAAGUUCGUAAUGACUUCUCUGUUUCCGAGUUGCUUGGCGGAAGUGGCUAUUUGCCUUUUCCAUGUCCCUCCUUUCUUAGACCACUACGGAAUGCCAUACGAACUUCAACUGCUGGUGUUUUUAAGGUUAUAUCUAAUCGCCAAAUACGUGAAAGAACACAACAUGUUUGUGGACAAUCAGGCAACGGCAGUCUUCGCUUCAGUGACACAGACAGAGAUUUCAUCGGUGUUUUUGGUGAAGGCUUAUUUUCUCAAGUUCCCAUUUAGGCUGAUAUUUACAUUUUACCUUCUCAACAUCUUCUUAGGCGGAUAUUUUGUGUAUGUUAUUGAAAGGACCCACAGUACUUAUUUGGUAAGUACAAAUAGCUGAUAAUUCCAGUACAAAUACAACUUUAUUGGACAGUUCUAGUAGUACGGAAGUGUCAUUGGCCACAUAAAAAAACAUUUACCAAAGAAUAUAUUACGGACGUGUUUGGUAUAAAUAACCUCCAGUCUUUGCUUCGACCCUAUUCAUCCAUCGUCUGUUUUUUCCAAAACUUUCUCGACUACAUCAGACAAUAAUUUUGAGAGUUCAAUAGCUCUCGCUUCAUCAUUGAUUCAGGAUGAUUUUCUUUAAUCAGUUAUUUACACAAAAAGCAGUGUUUUUAAGCUAAGAUCAAUUUCAACCCUUUUGACUUUCAAUUCACAAAUAAGUCUGUGUUGAACUCUGAUAGACGCGUCGGCUUUCAAUAGUACAACACGUACAAAAUCGGUUAAGCGUGAUAUCGUCUCACUAACAGUGGAUUUGUACAGCAAAUUCUCGGUAUAGAAUACCUUAUUUAGGAUAGAUAGGUUUUGCAUAAACACUUCGUGGUUUUGGAAGGUGCGAAAUGUUUUUAUCUCGGUAAUCGCGAAGCAUCCACCACAGCUUGAGUAAAAGUGAUUAAAAAUUGAAUAGCACUUCAUGAGCGGACCUCUAUUAUAAUACUAAUAGGCUUUUUGUCGUAGUCCGCGUUACUUUUAUUUUCUUAAACAAAGGUCUCCCUGCAAAUUAACCCAUCGACCCACGCGUGGCAAACAGAAACGUUCCACAGCCUCUGUGACAUGUGAAUUCUUUUUCUGUGCGACCUUUUUUUAUUUGACGGUCAAGCUAUCGCGAGUUACAAGCAUUUUAUGCGUCUGUCAAAAUGUGGACAAACGAAAUCUAUCUACAUUCUUAAAUGUCAAAACAACAGAAACAGCUCGGCGGCAAAGCGGAAAACUGAUUAGUUGAUAUCGGUUCUUCUAAUUCGUCGCAUAAUAAUGAACAAAAAAUUUCUUUUUGCCUUUUACCUUUAUAAUCAAUUUGCAAUACUAAAAAGAGUAGAAAGUUUCAGUCUAGGAAAUUCCAAAAACAAAGUUGAAGAUAGCUUUAUUUCUAGUUCGGCUUUUAAAACGCAAAUAACGCUGGCAUCAGAAUUGAGAUUUAUGCGACAACUUUUUUGGGCUAAGUGAUCUAAAUUAAACUAUUCACAUAACAUCGUAUGUCGAUGUCGAGAAAAGCCGUGUAUAGUUGGAAAAAAUAAACUGAAACUGUUUUGUCUGAAUUUUUUUUAAGUGACUUUUUAAAAAUUCUAAAAAAGCGGUACAUGAAACACAUGAAAUGACCUUCAGGUUAUGUUUUUCUUUUCGAGAGAGUUAGAUUAAACUUAACUUGUACCGACAAAAACUUUAAACUGAAUGUCAUACUCUGACCUUCAUGCAUUUUAACUAGUCCUAGCUCGGCAGGAUAUGUGCUAUUAACAACGUGCUUUCUAUCACAAAAAGUCUAUCCUCUAACAUUCAUGACCGGCGUAAUUUUUCACGACGGAGUGAAAACAUCGCUAAACUUUAUUAUUGUCGACUUCUCACGCAUCUAGGUUAAGAAUAACAUUCAAAUGAACUCGUUGUUAAACUGAAAAAGCUCAGAACAUAGCAUUCUUCUCAUUAGGUAAGAAUAAGCGGACAGUAAGAAAUGGAGAUUAGCAAAACAACAACUGCUUUUCACUCUAAAAGCCUUUUUUGUUUCCUUUCUUUCGCAAACAAAAGCAAAACGGUGACAACGAAGUCAGCUAAGAGAAACUGUGUAAAUUACAAUAGACUAAAAUAUCUGUUGUCUCUUAUUUAUGAAAGUGAUCGCUUUUCUUGGUUGAAAAUUUCGAACUUCAUUACGUAACUAGCUUUGACCACAAUCAUUCAACAUAAACAGUUAUAAUGUUAUUGUGAAGAGUCUUCGCCAGAACAGAAAACUAGAACUUCGUCAAAGCGUAGAGAAAAACACAAACAACAUGGAAUCUGAAAUAUGUUGCAGAUAAUGGACCAUUAUUACAUCAAACUGCAACUUGUAGCGAACGAAAACAGAAGAGUUCGAACAACGCGGUCACCCUUGGAUAUCUUAUCUAAGAGUUGAAUUGCAAUGAGUUGUAACGUUUAUCAGCAGGGUUUAGCCUCAAACUGAUAAAAUGCCAUUCUGUUCAUUUAACCUAACGCCAUGCGAAUUUCCGACACAACAAACAGCAUGAAAUGUAGUAGUAUUAUAAUAAGUGUUUUAUUAAAAUAGCAACCCUCCCAGAUAAAAACAGGUCAAAGAAGAUUUUAAUUUUGUUGGUCCGCUAAUCUCAAACGACCUACUGCAGUUCUACUAAUCCCUACACAGCGCUCUCUACACAGAUCACACAAAUAGUAGACAUAUAUGUAUAUCUGUAAAAAGAAGGAACUUUAUUGAACGUGAAACACGAAAAUAAUGCGCGACAUGGUUUUUCGCGAUGCGCUAAUUACUUCUUUUCAUAACACUUCAUUCUACUCCCAGUAGCUGUGGCCCACGUCAAAAUUAAAAGCAAAAGAUAUUUUUUAUAUAAAAUUCAGGAAAUCCUGAUAAAUAAACAGAACAACGCAAUAAUACUGUUUAAAAGGUUUAAUUUGAAUGAUAACAUGUACUACUACUUUUGAUCAAUUUCUGCUGUAUAGUAUUGAAAAACGUUCAUUCGAAUCCUGCUUAACUAAUUGUGGUCAUAUUCUUGAAACAGCUGGUUACCAUAGCAACACUGUCACCUGUUCAAAGCUCCCUUAAUUUUAGCUUUAAGGACUUUUAUCCCCCUGACAAAAUAUUCUUGCAUGCCUAUUUUAAUGUAGCUGAAGUACUGAUAAAGUAGCGAAGCAUUCUUAAGGGGUGCACAGAGUUAACUGGAUAAGUAAUCGAAAACUUUCACUUCGAUUAUGUUGGUCUGAUCGCAUGUUUUUUCAGAUAUUUAUCAGAGUCUUUUAAUAAAAUGAUAGCUAUACCUAAUUUCAAACCUCGAAUUCUGGCAGUAUUUUCGAAAAAUAUUGGCCUUAAUUCGAGCAAAAUAGCCAGGACUUGAAAAAUAAUAGACAUUCCUUAAUUCAAUUCCUCCCUACUCAUUAAAACGAUCUAAAACGGCUGUACGACUAAUUAAGUGCAAGAAUUGGUGGAAAAGAUGGUGCAAGAACUAGUGGCCAAGUCUGAUCGCUUUUAUAGAUGCUACAAAUAACCAGUACCUACACCCAAGGAAAUGUGUCAUAAACAAAACAAGGAGGCUCAAUACUAUUUUCUAAUCGUUCGAAAGACGACUGAUAUCAUUCACACCACUAAAUGGCAUAGGAAACAUAUUUAAGCCCUCAAGGGGAGACUUUAAAUAAUUAAUAGUUAUUCCUUUCCAAGUUUCAAGCUGGAACUGCGACAAUCUAGUCCACGAUGUCUGUCUAAAUUCAGCACUCUUCAGCUUUCUACAGAAGUACCCAAAAUGCGCAUAUUUUUGGGUAGAGGUUGUUUCCUUUUUAAUAACAGGUUGUUGCGCCUUUAAGGAAGGCAUGGCCUAUUCUAUUUUGACAUUUGUUUUAAUUACGACGGGAAUCGGACUGUGAUUAUUAAGCUCAAAUGAAGCCGGGUCAGGUUUUUAAUCAACCCCGCCACUGACUUUUCGUCAAAACAAAUUUAACCCGGUUUUCGUUUUUAUAGAAAUACGAAUUUCAAUUCGUGUUAUUUUACAUAGGUAUAUGCAUUUGAAGGCGAAAUCAACACUUCACACCUGCCAGCAUUGGGCAUAAAUUAGCAAGUAAAAUUAAGGAUGAUUUAAAGUUGAAGAUGAAACAAGGAAAAUUCUAUUUAAGAGUCAAGAGACGACGUUUUCAAACAGUAAAAAUGACAAUAAUAAUCAACUGGAUCGAGAAAGUGGCGAGAUUCCUGUAAUUUUUCCUGCGCAGUUCAUGGCCCAAUAAAGAAAACCUUCUAAGAAGUAAAAGUUGAAAUAAUGUCCAGCAUAUGAAGGGCUGACCCAACCGUUAAUCGAGAUCACCGGGUUGCUAAUUACGACGGAUCAAAACUCCGUUCAUUCUUACGGACACGUUCUUUUUUCACUGCCAUCCGCUUUUCAUUGGCCUUGAUCGAUGAGGAAUACGUAUUAGGGAGCUUUAGCAUCGACGACGGCAACGGCAGUGAAAACGUCGCUUUUAAAAUGAAUUCCCGUUUUUCAAACACUGUCGCGUUUAUUCCAAUUUGAUGAAAAUGGCAAAUGUAGGCGAAUUUCCCUCGAGUUGAUUUCUUGAGGAGCGCACUCAACUUUAGAGAGGGGAAAUUAAAGAAAUUCGUCGUCGCUCGUUUGCGUCCUCCAUAAAACUUGCAAUUAGGCAUUUUUUUCGUAGUCGUGCAAGGACGGUAAAGAAAUGUACAAAAAAGCGUGAUGCACGUGCAAAGUUGUUGUUUUGCGUAAUAAACCUAUUGCUUUUUUGACGUCCUCGUUGCCGUUUCCAACGCCGUCGUCGUUGCUAAAGCUCCCUAUUUAAAUCAAGUUUCGGCGAGAGGAGUUGGUGUCUUCGCCACACUAACACCUUAAUUUUUAUCUCACAUUGAUCAUAACUGAAGGGCGCGUUUGCUUUUCUCCUUUUUUGCCUUUAAUUGAGUGCGUUUUCUGGAAGAAAAGCUGUUGUCAGAAAGUCUAAUCGAAGAUCUGAGUGGGCGACAAUAAAAAAACCACCGACAAGAAAAAAAACGACUUGAGUUGUCCUAAGUUGGGUUUUGGGAAGGAAAAGUUAAGUCGCUUCUUGUAUAAUUUGUCUUUGCUGUUUUGCUAUUGUAGUUGAUAUGUACUAGUUUAAUCUGGAUGUCGUCAAAUUAUAAACUGAAAGUUUCACCGAUCUAAAUGGGGGGCUGUCUGGACGACACUAACCGCUUAAAUUUGAUGAACUUUUAGUUUAGCACCUGAUAGGGAAAAAAAGACUAAUCGAGAUCUUUCUCCUUUAGACAGAUGAGAACUUUGUUAAUAGACUUGACCUUUCUAGAAGUUAAAAAAUGAAAACGCCCCCGGGAUGAAGAUCCAACCUCAGAGCCAUCUUGAAAACACAGACUUAUUUUGACUUAUUGCUCAUCAUUGGGGAGUACCCACGCUGACAAGUUUUCACACAGAUCUUUGAAUUGUGAACUUUAUCAGCUGCAUGCAUUUUACGGUCGAUUUUUUUUAACAAGGAGUUUCAAUUCGCACUAUUUCUAACACUUUGAAUGUCUUGGGAAUUUUUGCUUGGUUAAAUUAUACAAUACGAUAACACUAACCACUAAAGUUUUGACAUUUAUGAAAAUGGCAAAUAACGCAGUAAAAUAAUCAACAUUACUUUGUAAAGAAAAUGUCAUUAACAAGUUACAGCCAAUGACAUUGAGGCAAGUCGUUAUUACGCAAAACCUAAAGCUUCAAUAUCACUCCAAGCUCCUUUAAUUGCCUGUCUAUAAGGCUCAUUUUCUACUGGAAUAAAUUUGUUCUAGCAGCAGGUGAAACCGUUUAUAUUUGCUUGAUGACUCGCUUAUUUACCACCUCCAUAACAAUCACCAUAUUUUUCGAAAUAUUAUAAUAUUUUACUGAAAAUGACCCGCAAUGAAAUUUCUACAUCUACAGGACACCGUCUGGAUGCUUGUCGUUACCAUGACAACCCUCGGCUUUGGAGAUGUUGUGCCUAAAAAGCUACUAGCUCGCGCUUUUGUGGGCUUCGCCUCCGUGUUGGGAAUAUUUCUGAUGGCUUUAUUUAUAAGCGUCGUGCACGAAGCCCUUCAACUAAAGCAACAAGAGAAAAGGAUUUUGGCAACCAUGGAAAAUGCAGGUAAUUUUUCAAACGACUUUCACGUUCAUGAUUUUUAAAAUUAUGUUAAGGAAAGUGAUCUUUGUGGGCGAACAUUUAGUUUUGCAAAGCUAAUACUUUGGCUUGGUGUUCUAGAUUUGCAACUUUUCAUUAUUACUCUGUUUUGGUGAAGAAUCACAAUAUAUAUACAUAUUUAUUUGCGGUCUGUGCAACUUCCCGAGUCUUUUAACACAGCAUUUUAGGGUAAACAAUCGAGUCACAGUUAGCAAGUUAGUCAUCAUUCUCUGGCCACUUGCUAACAGAAAAACACGUGCUUGCUAUUUUCUCGCCACUGAGCAUCUACUUAACCUGCUGAACUGGUAUUCACGGUUUUUUCACCUCCCUACCCUUAAAAUUCAUGGAAAGGAGUAAGAACCUCGAAAAAUCAGAAUCAUGACAGAGUCACAAGAUAAUAUGUAUCUCUCUUCAGAACAUCUAAGCGGGAAAAAGAACCUGGCUGCCACUUGCAUACAGAGCACAUGGAAACUGUAUCGUUUCAAGAAAGAGAACGCGGACACAAUCGAGUGGGGCGACUGGUUCAAAACUCAGAAAUUUAGGAGGUAUGAGCACAAAAUGGCUGAAGACAUACGAAAAUGGAGAUUUGUACGAAGAAGUUGGUCACGAGGUAGGCUCACUACAACUUUCAAGCGCCGACCAGCAACGGUCGAAAUAUUGUUAAGCGAUGCGCUCAUAAACUCCUGUUACUCCCUAGUUAACACUCUUCACCUCUAAAUCAACAGAUGACUACUGGAGAAAGUUUUUUUUGGCCGACGACAUCGCCAUGUUGCUGACCGAUGUUUCUAGAAGUGUCGGGAACGUGGAAUUGUUCCUUCAGAAGCAAACUGGUGUCCGUCGGAUUAGUAAAAGCUCGUUUAAAAGAAGCAGCAGCAGUGUUGAAUCACCGCCGCCUAUUCUCGAAGUAAGUUGUCUCUUAUUCUCAAGAAACGUUUUCAAACCUGUGGUACAAUCCAAACUAAUUCGUCUAGCCAAUCAUAUAGCUCAGACGCAGUUUCCAAUCUUGUCAUUGAAUCCAAUUUAAGCCUUCCUAAUUUCGCUGGCCAACCGUAGCAGAGACGAAGACCCAAAUUAACCAAUCAUAGCUCGAGCUAAGCACGAGAAGAACGAAUUUCAAAUCUGUCGAAGAAUCCAAACUUAAUUCCGCUAGCCAAUCGAAGAAGAGAAAGAGACUCAAAUAAACCAAUCAUAGGUCGACGAAAGCGCGGGAAAACGCGUUUAGGCAAGUUAUGAUAGGCUUCUCCUGUGAUUGGAUAAGAAACUGGAAGGAAUUGUUUUUCUCGCCAAUCAAGGAGCGAAGUUGGAGUGUAGCAAAGUAAAGAAAGAGAUAGAGACUCAAAUUAACCAAUCACAUCUCCAGAAAAGCGCGGGAAAACGCGUUGGCACAAGCCACGAUUGGCUUACCCUCUGACUGGUUAAGAAAAUGGCGUAAAUUGCUUUCUAGCCAAUCAAUGAGCGUAGUACAAGGAUUUGCUUAAGUUUUGGAAUUAAUUAUUGCGGUUUUAGUAGUUAAAAUAUUUGGAAGGCUUCUUUUUUACAAUGUUUGCACCAUUGUAAUUACAUGAACAAAUUAAGUAUUGAUACUUAUUGAUGGCUUGCAGGAAGAAAAUACUAGUUCACACGGGGAAUCCCAACAUAAAGACAGAUGCAGAAAAGUUCAUGCGGUUCUAGUUGAUCCUUGGGCUCGGCAAACAAACUUUGCACAAAAUCAGCGACCACUAUCACCCAGUUCAUCUACUCCACUUCCAAACCAACUUCAAUUUGUCAAUCCGCUUGACAAGUGUACAAAUGGCCAUAGAAAUCACGUGCCCUACGGCAAAUUUAUGGACGUUAACGACAACAGCCGGGUCACAUUCCGUACGAGAAAGGAGAGUGACCCUAUCGACAGAGGAGAAAUCCCCGCUGACGCAUUACAUGGGAAGAUUGAGUCGCUAGAGAACGCUUUAGAUCAGAUUUACCGACGAAUGAAGACCGAACUUAGAGACGUUCGCGACUCGUUAGCUAGUUUAAGUCCUUUACCGUCUUCCAGAGCUUUCAGUUAUUCUCACGGCUUUGGGUAUCAACGAACAAAAGAACACGCUGAUGUAUGAAGACCUUAGAGAGACAUGGGUAGUGCGGGCUUAGGGUUGAUCCCUUAGAGUUAAAAACUCGAUUCUCAACAGAUUCAGCAUAGAGAAGCUAAAAAAACAAUGAAACUGUUUCAGAAACAGUAGCAAAAAAGAAAACACAAAAGCAGCAACUGUGACGACGUAUCUUUAAACGUAUCAAAGAUCGCGUUUUAAAGGCGACCCUAGCCGUAAUACAGAAGUGGGGUAAGAUGACCCCCCUCCCCUCCCCCGCGGGGCGCCGUAAGUAACAGUGAUAAAG